Molecule: messenger RNA, 2044 nt
Organism: Westerdykella ornata
Lineage: Eukaryota; Fungi; Ascomycota; Dothideomycetes; Pleosporales; Sporormiaceae
Exons: 1
Coding region: 253-2025 (590 amino acids)
Source: RefSeq, a predicted model, not a curated record
GGACAAACACCGCCCCCGCAAGUGUGCUGCGCCAUUCGUUUCGUGAAGGAGGCCGAGCAGGAGAAACAGGAGGAGCAUCAAGUUUGUAUCUAUGCGAAAAUAACUAACCAUUUACAUUGGCGAAUGAGUAUUCUGGGCGCCGUUCGGGACGAACUGAAAUCCCCUCCGCAACGUUCAUCGAUACUGAACAGACAUCGAAGCCUACGCUCCUGAGGGGACGGAGUCGUAGCCAUAGGGUCAAACGGUACUGCAAUGUCUCAAUUGAGUGCGACAGCCUUAGCGGCGGUUUUGACUGGGAUUGGAGUAGCCUGGCUAGGGACCGUCGUCGUUCUCGUCGUCGUCAUCAUUCGAGCGAACCAAAGACACAAGCGGGACCUGCGGGAUAUUGAAGAAAGGGGAGUCGUGCUUGCCCAGUCGCAUGCAGAAGAACGAAAGCAGCAAAAAUUGGCGCGACCGCGCGCAGUUCUCCGGCGCAACGCAAUCCUGCCGUUCAACGCAAAGUCAGGAUGGGGAGCAUUGCGUUCUGUCGACUCUGUCAACUCGGCUCAGACACCACUUCAAGACCCUCCUCACUAUGUCCCUCAAAGGCCGUCACGUCCCAGGAAUCCCAGGCUUUCGUGGCCUUUCUCAGCGCGUCGAGCCUCAGGAAACUCUCUCCAGAUGAAAAAGAUGCGAGUCUCUGUCUUGUCAACAGUCAUUGAGAGCCCCAAACCGUCACCACUGGUCCCCAUAUUGAGCAGAUCAUCACUUGGCGGAGACACUCCAUCGCCAAAAAAGAGUGGAAGUCGUCCCAGCUCCGACCAGUCUCUGCUUCAGCAUCAUCCUGCACUUCGAAAUGUACUACAAGAAGGACGAUCGCAUGCUCUCACUGCACGACAGCCGGAGCCUAUCCGUAGGAGCUUGACCACCAAAGACGUCUCAAGAACGGAGCCUGCUGUGCGGCCCAACCGUUCAAAAUCUGUCGCGGGGAUUCCCAUGACAGAUAGGAAUAGCAAGACGUCUCAAUUGACACGUCCUCUCUCCCACGACAGAGCAGCGAGCGCGUGCAGCCAGACUUCAGGCCAUGUGCCGAAUGCCCCCAUACCGCCGCUACCAUUGGAGGUUGCGCGUCUAAAGAGCCAGGAACGGAGGCGCAGCCAACUCUCACGCAGUCCUUCCCAUGUGUCAGUGUCGAGUCAAGGAUCUGCUGGGAGUUCAAUUUUGGCAGCUCACUCCAGCCCUAUCUUCCCCCGCUCCCGAAACUUUCGCCUACACGCCGUAUCCAAGCGAGAUUGGAGGAGCUCAACGAUGGUGGGCCCCAGGGCGCAGAAGGAGGUAUCUCAUGGGAGAAACCAGCCCUCGCAAGGCUCCAUACGGAGCAGUACUGCUCGUCUCAGCGUGGAAACCGCCUCCGAUGCGCGACGGUCACAAGCCGAGAGCAGGAGCUCUACCAUCACCAGUGGGUCCAGCACCCAAUCUGUCCGAGUUAAGACUGCAGAAUCGGUGACGCUCAGUAAAUUCUCAACUCCAUCCUGUAGCCCAGUUACUGUACGAAGCUAUACACCUCGGCGCAAGUCUGGACCGCAGGUCACAACUUAUGGAUCGCCUGAAGAACGCCAUAAGACGCCUGCAUUUCUGCAGAACGGCGCUGGGAAUUCCAGCGUAUUGCAGCGCCAGUUAUCUCAAGCAUCCACCCAGGCCUCCUCAACUCGAAGCAGUAAUGGCAAUCCCUUUCAAUGGGACCCUUCGCCGCUAUCUUCAGGAAAGCCGUCCGCGAUGAAAGGAAGCCCAAGUGCAAGGAAGGGGCAUCGACGACAAAACUGUGUGCGAAUCUCACUCGCACCAACCAUCCUCGGACCGCCUAGCAGAUCACCGAGCCCAUCCGUAAUGAACGACAUACAGGAGGAAUCCCGAAUGCUUCUUCGGAGAAGAGAAGCAGCAUCGGCCUUGGAUUUUCCAGCACUAGAGCGCUCCCUCGGCCACCAAGCAGCUCAACCUUUGCACCAGAUCUUAAGCUCACAACUGCAUCGCUUCGGGGUUCCCUGACUCCUCGCUCAUCCGCGCU